AUGGCGAAAGUAAAGGGUGAAAAAGUUUCGAGUUCAACUGAUGUAAAGAUCAAAAAAAACAAGGAGGCUGACAAGACACCGGAGGUUGAAGGCUUGAAGGACAAGAAGCCAAAAAAGAGCAAGGAGGCUGACAAAGAGACUGUUGUGAAGAAGGGCGACCUUUUGAAUGAGGUUGGGAGUGCCAAGGGCAAGGAGACGAAGAAAGACAAGACAAACAAGAAGGAGACGAAUGAGGGGAAGACAAAGGGAUCAAAUAUUGAAGCUCCUGAAGGCGUCACUGCGAAGGAGUUUGACCUACUGGUUGAGAGCAGUGUGAGGAUAGAGGAGAAGAUACGUUCCCAAGCUGAGGCCAGGAGGGUUAGGAAAGAAGCAAGGAAAAGGGCCCAGGACACUGGGAAGCUUGAGGAGAAGACUUCCAGGGAGGCUGAGGGGCAAGACGAGAAGAAAUACAAAGAGACCGAGACAGAGGCUUGCAGAGAGGAGAAGACAAGUGCAAAGGAGGAUGAAAGGACUCUGACAGCUGAGAGCGCAAAGGAUGAGAAGAAAGACAAGAAGACUAGGAAGGAAGAUAACAGAAAAGCGAAGAUAGAGGCACAGGAGGAUGCGAAGACUUCCAAGGAGACUGAGAAGUCCAAAGGCAAGGAGAAGGAUGUAGAUGCAAAGAAGGAUGAUGAGUCCAAAGGUGAAAAGCGCACGAAGACCAAGGACAAAAAGAAGGAUGAGAAGACUUCCAAGGAGGCUGAAG
This is a messenger RNA of Durusdinium trenchii, 745 nucleotides long. NCBI's taxonomy places the organism in Eukaryota, Dinophyceae, Suessiales, Symbiodiniaceae. The record is from the annotation of a GenBank genome assembly.